Molecule: messenger RNA, 1403 nt
Organism: Salmo salar (Atlantic salmon)
Lineage: Eukaryota; Metazoa; Chordata; Actinopteri; Salmoniformes; Salmonidae
Biological process (GO): apoptotic process
Cellular component (GO): membrane; mitochondrion
Source: RefSeq, a predicted model, not a curated record
CCUGUGUCCUGUGGAGCAGCUGGUAGUCCAUUGCUAACUACAGCGUGUAUGUCACCCUCUCUGUCGCUGUGUCCUCAGCCCUGACUUUCUGUCCGAGUGCACGUCACUUACUCUAUUUCAACAUCUGUCUCUCGCAUACGACUUUCAACACUUUACAGAGAGGAGCCAGUGGCCAGGUUUCAGACUGGAGGGCAAGGUCCCAGCAGUGUCCAGAGGGGAGGACAGUGGUGAGGUCAGUUCCCUGUCUGGAGAGCAGACGCCUGAUUGGCUGGGCCCCGCCAAGUUACAGCUGAGCCAGGGAGACAGUGGCGGGUCUGGCCCCUGGCAGACAGAGAGCAGCCUGGCUGAGUCCUGGUCCACCGUGGGAGACAUGAUGGACCCCGAGGACACCAGGAGCCUGGACAGCAGCGACGGAGUGGUCCACCUAGCUGAGGAGCGCAGCGAGAACCACUCCUCCAUCUCCGACAUGGUCCACCUAGAGCGGGAGGAGGAGGAGGAGAUACUGGCAGAGGAGAAGGAGGACGGGAGCCUGGGGGAAGAGGAGGAGCUGCAGGCCAGUGUGAUGAGGGUGCUUGGGGGAGGAGGAGACAUGUCUGAGUUCAGGGAAGAGGAGCUGGACACCCAGGAAUUAUCACUUUCAUCUGAGGUGUCAGCUGACCACCAAGAGACUAUGGAUUUAAUGAUGUCUGUGGCUGAGGAGCUAUUUGUCCAGGAGGAGCCUGUUGAAGUAUCCCACGCCACCACCGCCUCUAUGCCCAUGCCAGUUUGGAAGUUAGAGCCCCCCUCUGCAUCCUCUACUCCUGUCCCCUCAAUACCUACACUAGCUGAGUUACAUUCAGAGCUCCAAUACUCUAUGCAGGAGCAGCUCCACCCUCCCCCGGUCCUAGGACCUGGAGCACCACAGCCACCAGACCAGAGCCAAACUAACAGCCAACCAGAGUCCUCGGUCUCGCUCCCCGCUGCCCAGGAGACACAGGAAAUCCCACCAGUGACGCAGGAGGUUCCGCCAGAAAAAACAGAGGCUGAGCUUGCUACAUCGCUCCCUGCCACUGAGCUACCUGUGCUGCUGUGUGGGGGCGCUGCAAUGGUGGCUAUUGUGGGAGUAUUAGCUUAUGGGGCUGUGGCUUACUGCAGAAAGUAGCAAACCCCUAUCCUGUGAGCCCCAGCAGCCAUAUAACCCAGGUCUUUUAAAUCUACUCUAAACUAUUCCACCAAGAACAUACUGGAUUUUACACAAUGCGUUUCUUUGCAUCUAAGUAGUAUUAUGAAGGUUGGUUACAUUUUUUAUCUAUUUCCUGUGCUACCUCAGUUCACAUAAGAGCUCAGGAGAUUUGGAAGAGCUAGAAUUUUUGUUUCUCUGUAAAUUCACAGGAAAUUACACUUUUAAAAUAUCUUAACAAUCA